Molecule: messenger RNA, 3947 nt
Organism: Monopterus albus (swamp eel)
Lineage: Eukaryota; Metazoa; Chordata; Actinopteri; Synbranchiformes; Synbranchidae
Gene: uqcrc1
Product: ubiquinol-cytochrome c reductase core protein 1
Exons: 26
Coding region: 305-3538 (1077 amino acids)
Biological process (GO): cilium assembly; protein polyglycylation; cilium movement
Cellular component (GO): mitochondrion; axoneme; microtubule cytoskeleton
Molecular function (GO): metal ion binding; protein-glycine ligase activity, initiating
Source: RefSeq, a predicted model, not a curated record
UUUAAGAGUCCUGCCCACCGUGCGUUGCUCAGGUGAAACUCAAGUGUCAAGUUUUGUUACCUAUUGGAUUAGUGCUACCUACGACUCACAAAGUGGUUAGGGUUAGGGUGAGGCAUGGGGUGGGGUUAGUGAAGCCAUAGACUCCGCUAGUAAGGUAGCAUAUCUCAACAAGGUAGCACAAUUUGACAGAACACAGGCACUGAAGUAGCUAAAACAUCCGGGGACCUCAGCAGCACUUCUUGUUUAAUGUUAUGAAGCUGAGCUGAAGAAGAGGGUCCACUGAAAGAUUAGAGCUGAUGUCAGCAUGGAGGCCAAACAGUCAGUCCAACUGGACAAGGAGCAGCACCAGUGUACGGGCAGACACUGUACACAGUGCCCAGACAGUGGAGAAACUGGAGGCCUGUCUAAGAAUCAGCAGGUUAGAGCUGUGGUCCAGCAGUACAACCAAGAUGAAGCCAAAAGUCUGCAAACAGCUACACCUCCUAAGGGCAAAGUUCGCCACAGUUUUGUCAGCAUACCUGUUCUUCACCCAAAGAGACUGAAGACAGCCAAGGCCCUUGUAGAAAAAGCUGUCAAGAUGCAUAAGGUAUUCUCUGUAGAGGGCCCUUACCCUGUCAUCAGGGAGGCACUUAGGGCCAGAGGCUGGAUUGAGCAGCGAAUGCAUCGUCCCAACAGGCAUACACACCGGCAUUACAGCAAUGACAGCAGAACCAGCUCUGUUGAUGCAGGUGACAGUGAUGGUGACAAUGAUGGCAAUGUCGAUAAAGAACAGAAUCCAGACGAGCUACAUGAUCUCAUGUCUCGUCUGGUGCGGAAGGAAAUGGUUUAUUUCUAUUGGACAAACCGUGGGGACGCCAUCAGCACCAAGAGCUUGCAAAAAGAACAGAUUACCAAUCAUUUCGCAAAGGCAGGCAGCUUCACCACCAAGGUGGGGUUGUGUAUGAACCUGAGGAACCUGCACUGGUUUGAUUCCACUAACCCAGACACAUUCUUCCCCCGCUGUUACAGAAUAGGAGCACAGGAUGAGAAGCAUGCUUUCAUUGAGGACUACAGGAGGACAGCCUGCGCCAGUCUUUUGAAGUACAUUGUGGAGAGGGAUCAGGGUAUUCAGGGAGAGGGAAUGAGCCAUAACAUUUGCUCCCUUCAGGAUCAGCAAAAACAAAGCAAAUCUACACGAGUGGUCCUUUCUCAAAUGAUUGAAAAAGCGCUCAAAGUAUGCCAGGAGUUUCUGGAGAGUCUGGAGCAUAGUGACAUAGACAUAAGCUUGGAGGCACCACAAACACUUACAACUGAGGAGUGGGCCAAGUUUAUUGACAAUUACUACCUUGUUGUUCAUGGUGGAGCAGAGCUAGAGAACAGUGAACAUUUUGUCAAGUGCUGUGAGACUAUGCUGCAGAGGCUGGAGCAGGUCAGUCCACAGCUGGACAUAGAUGGCAUACACAACAUCUGGAUCAUCAAACCUGGAGCAAAGUCCAGGGGAAGAGGUAUCAAAUGUGCCAGGCGCCUAGAUCAGAUCCUCAGGCUGGUGAACAGUGAUCCAACCAUUAUUAAGGACAGUAAGUGGGUGGUGCAGAAGUACCUGGAGCGUCCCUUUCUGGUCCAUGGCACCAAGUUUGAUGUGCGCCAGUGGUUCCUGGUCACUGAUUGGAACCCUUUGACUGUGUGGUUCUAUAAAAAGUGCUAUUUGCGUUUCUCUACGCAGCCUUACUCACUGGAUACGCUGGACAGCUCUGUCCAUCUGUGCAACAACUCCAUCCAGAAGCACCUGGGACCCUCACAACAACGACAUCAAGGAAUCCCAGCACACAACAUGUGGUCAGAUGACCAGUUCAGGACCUUUCUGUCCAACCGGGGUUGCAAAGUUCAGUGGGAGACAGUGGUAGUCCCGGGCAUGAAGAAGGCUGUCAUACACGCAUUACAGACCACACAGGAUCUGAUAGAGUCACGCAAAAACACCUUUGAGCUCUACGGUGCUGAUUUCAUGUUAGGUCGUGACCUGCGUCCGUGGUUGAUAGAAAUCAAUUGCAGUCCCACCAUGGCUCCUUCCACCCCUGUGACAGCCCGCCUCUGUUCUGCUGUUCAGAAGGACACAUUACGAGUCAUUCUGGACCGGAGAAUUAACCGCACUGCAAACACAGGAGACUUUGAACUCAUAUAUAAGCAGCCCAUCCUGCUGUCACUGAGGCGCGGACAAGCCUCUGUCAGUUAUGCCCAGAGUCUGGCAGCAGCCCCUGAAACUCGCCUCACUGCUCUGGACAAUGGUUUGAGAGUUGCAUCAGAGGAGACAGGACAUGCCACAUGCACUGUUGGACUGUGGAUCAGCGCUGGAAGUCGCUAUGAGAGUGAAAAGAACAAUGGAGCAGGCUUCUUCUUGGAGCACAUGGCUUUCAAGGGAACCAAGAAAUACCCUCAGACAGCAUUGGAGCAGCAGGUGGAGUCUAUGGGUGCCCACCUGAGUGCCUACACCUCCCGGGAGCACACGGCAUACUACAUGAAGGCCCUAGCCAAAGACCUGCCUAAAGCCGUGGAGCUGCUUUCAGAGGUGGUGCAGGGCUGCUCGCUGAACGAGGCAGAGAUCGAGCAGCAAAGGAGCGUGGUGCUGCGAGAACUGGAGGAACUUGACAGCAACCUGCAGGAAGUUUGCCUGAACAUGCUGUAUGCAACAGCCUUCCAGGGCACUCCUAUGGGACACAGUGUGUUUGGACCUUCUAGCAAUGCCAGGAAUCUGACACGCCAGGACUUAGUGAAUUACAUCAACAGCCACUACAAGGCCCCUCGCAUGGUGCUGGCUGCUGCUGGAGGUGUGAAGCACGAGGAGCUGGUUGGUCUGGCCAGAUCUCAUUUGAGCGGAGUGUCUUUUGAGUAUGAGGGAGACGCCGUUCCUGUGCUGUCACCCUGCCGAUUUACAGGCAGUCAGAUUUUAAUGCGUGAUGAUGAUUUGCCUCUGGCACAUGUUGCCAUCGCUGUGGAAGGGGCCAGUGCUGCCAGCCCAGACGUCGUUCCCCUCAUGGUGGCCAACUCCAUCAUCGGCAGCUAUGACCUCACCUAUGGUGGUGGCAAGCAUCUGAGCAGCCAUCUGGCUCACCUGGCUGUGGAAAAUAACUUGUGUCACAGCUUCCAGGCUUUCCACUCCUUCUACAGUGACACCGGCCUGAUGGGCAUUUACUUUGUGACUGAUAAACACCACAUCGAGGACAUGAUGCACUGGUCCCAGGAUGCCUGGAUGAAACUGUGUACCAUAGUGACAGAGAGUGAUGUAGCCAGAGGCAAGAACGCUCUGAAGGCCAGUCUGGUUGGACAGCUCAAUGGAACAACACCAAUUUGUGAUGACAUUGGGAGACACAUCCUGAACUAUGGUCGGCGUAUUCCUUUGGAAGAGUGGGAUGCUCGGAUCGAUGCUGUGACCCCCAGGAUGGUACGCGAUGUUUGCACCAAAUACAUUUAUGACAAGUGUCCUGCUGUGGCAGCUCUCGGACCCAUUGAGCAGCUACCUGAGUACAACAGAAUGCGCAGUGCCAUGUACUGGCUCAGUUUUUAAGAGAAGUUGUCAUGUUGCUCCAUGUGUCCCCACAUUUGCUCCUCAUUUUCCUCCUCAGCAUUAGCCUACUUUUCUUUCACCGUCAGUGAUAUUCUGCCUGAGGACUGUAUGCACGCUGGUUUGUCAGCACAGACAGCCAGCCCCUCUUCUCUUUCCCACUGCUGUGAGUUGUGAUUUACCUACUGACUUGCAGAGGGGAGGGGAGAGUGGACGAACUUGAAUUCAAGUCAUUACUCGACACAGUACAGCUGAUACUGAAUACAGCAGUUUGGAACAAGAGUGUAUUUAUCAUUUGUAUUGUUUCUGUCCUCUAUUGUACAUACCAGAAGCUCUGUCUGACAAAAAUAAAAUCCCAUAAAACUAGGGUUGCACAAUAAAUUUUGUGAAUUGGAUUUAGAUCCCUAUGUGA